This is a messenger RNA of Orussus abietinus, 3136 nucleotides long. It is a transcript of the gene fz, whose product is annotated as frizzled-7-A. Gene Ontology annotation, molecular function: Wnt-protein binding; Wnt receptor activity. The transcript has 4 exons. Bases 565 to 2313 code for a protein of 582 amino acids. Gene Ontology annotation, biological process: non-canonical Wnt signaling pathway; canonical Wnt signaling pathway. The record is from RefSeq and is a predicted model, not a curated record. NCBI's taxonomy places the organism in Eukaryota, Metazoa, Arthropoda, Insecta, Hymenoptera, Orussidae. Gene Ontology annotation, cellular component: plasma membrane.
UUCGUUCUUAUCGUAGAAAUACGGUGGAGUAGGGUAAUUGUAUAUUUCCUUGACUCUUUGGGCAGUAUUCAGACCUUGCAUAUAUUGUGGAAAGCGUUUUUUUUUAUCGCAUUAUUAAGGCUUCAUUGCUACAGCGUGUACAAAAUUGCUUCCCGUCUGUGCCUUUUGCAUUGGCCUUAAAUCAUUCCUAGUAAACAAUGCGAAAUUCCAUCAUAAGCAACGCUGUUGUCAGUUAGGUGUAAUGCAAAAAUGAAUUUUUUGCCAGCACUGCCUAAGAAAGUUCUAAGAUGCUUAUACUCCAAAAAAUGGUUUAUGAGCACGAGCAGGUAAUGUGGAAAAAAACCAUCAUUGACGUCCCUUGUGAAAUUCGACGUCGCUGAAAUUCGUCAUUAGACUUGUAUGAGUAGCUUUAAUUGCAGGUAAAUGUAACGAAAACAGAGACGAGACGGGGGCAGCAACGGUGACAGUGAGUUUUAGCCGUUUGAAAUUGCCUUCAUUUCUGCCCUCGUUAGUCCUGAUAAUUCUGAAGACUUAAAAUAAACACACGGGAUCCUCAUCGAUGCAAUGUUGACGUUCAUAUAUCAAGUGUCACUUUUCCUCUCGGUUGGAGUACUGCACGCUUCAAGUUGGACCGAAACAAAUGGUCCAUAUCUGAAAGAUGAUCUGGAACAUCAUGGAAAAUGCGAGCCUAUCACCGUCAAUUUAUGUAUGAACAUAGAAUACAAUGAGACCAUUAUGCCGAAUGUACUCAACCAACAGAAGCAAGAACAAGCUAAUGCAGAGUUACAUAAAUUUGCUCGCUUCAUGAAACAUGAUUGCAGUCCAGUUUUACAGUUCUUUUUGUGUUCUAUGUAUGUACCAGUUUGUACAAUUUUAAGACAAGCGAUACCUCCCUGUAGAGAUGUGUGCGAGAGUGCACGCAGUGGUUGUCAAGCGAUAAUGAACCUUUUUGCGUUUGAAUGGCCUAAGGAAUUGGAUUGCUCAAGACUGCCAGAAUACAGUACUGAAUUAAAUGCAACAAUUUGUGUGAGAACCAACGAAACUGUCCCAUCAGAAUCUCCAACUAUGAGAGAUCCACCUUUACGAGUUUCAGAUGUUGAAUUUCAACCAUCAUGGAACAAUGAAUGGAAACCAUAUGGCAAUGGCUUAAUACCUGGGGCUCGAGACUAUGGUUUCGUAUGUCCAGUACAGUUUAAAGUACCUCGUGACUUUAGCUAUGUUCUCAAGGUAGGCGAUAAAAUUGAAGAAGACUGUGGAGCACCUUGCGACGGAAUGUUCUUCACAGAAAGAGAGCGAAGAUUUUCAAGAAUUUGGAUUGGCAUGUGGGCUUCUCUAUGUGCCGUGUCGUGCUUCUUCACAUUUCUUACAUUUCUGAUUGACACGGACAGAUUCAGAUAUCCCGAACGCCCAAUUAUCUUUUUAUCCGUUUGCUACUUGAUGGUAGCUCUAGCGUAUACAAUCGGUUGGGCAGCAGGGAAUUCAAUUUCUUGCAGAGAACCUUUUCCACCACCAGUGGAUAUUCGCGUUCAAAUGGCAUCAACGAUCACGCAGGGAACUAAACAUGAAUUAUGCACCGUGUUGUUCAUGAUUUUAUACUUUUUUGGUAUGGCUUCGAGCAUAUGGUGGGUAGUUCUUACAUUGACGUGGUUUUUGGCCGCUGGCCUAAAAUGGGGUCACGAAGCAAUAGAGGCCAACUCACAGUAUUUCCAUUUAGCUGCGUGGGGAGCACCAGCAAUUAAAACUGUCACUAUCCUUGCUAUGGGAAAAGUUGAAGGAGAUAUACUGUCUGGUGUCUGUUACGUCGGUCUAUGGAACGUUGAGGCAUUACGAGGAUUUGUCCUGGCACCGCUCUGUGUUUAUCUAGUUCUUGGAACUGCUUUCCUCCUCGCUGGAUUCGUUUCUUUGUUUCGGAUACGCACAGUAAUGAAGCACGAUGGAACGAAAACCGACAAGUUGGAGAAACUCAUGAUACGCAUCGGUAUUUUCUCCGUGUUGUACACUGUACCUGCCUUGAUCGUAAUUGCUUGCCUUUUUUACGAGCAAGCUUACUUCGAUCACUGGAUGCUGACCUGGAAUAUGGAAAUGUGUUCUCGGCCAGGACCUCAGUCUCUCUACUCGAUUCCCUGCCCUGUCGGAGAACGAGCUCGUGAUCUAGGUCGACGUCCGGACUUUGAGGUUUUCAUGAUCAAAUACUUAAUGGCUAUGAUAGUCGGAAUAACAAGCAGUUUUUGGGUCUGGUCGAGCAAGACUCUCACCAGCUGGAAACAAUUUUUUAAUCAUAUCCAAGGCAGACGUACCGAAGCCUAUGUUUAAUCAUGGGUGAAAAAUUUAUGAAAUGCCCUACCUUGGCGCAGCAUUAGAAAGACGUGCAAUUGCAGUCUAUUGUAAGCAAUUGCGAGACUGAACAAACAUGUAGUACGAAUAGAUUUGUGCCGAGCACAAAUCUACGAACUGUAAUCUUGAACACUAUACGAUCUUUUAUUUUAUUUUAUUUUAUUUUUUUUUAAUAUUACGUUCAUUCGGCUUAAAGUUUACAUCUUACUAGCCACAUAUAUCACUAUGGUGAAUCCUCAUUUACUUGUCCGUCCGAUGUAGGAAAACGGAAUAACUAUAUUUGUUAUUUGUACCUUCCAAAUGUCGAUACUUGGAUUGUACGUCCAAUUCCGAAUUAGACCUAUAUUUAUACGUGCUUUAAAUCGUGCUGUAAAGAAUUUUUGUGAAUGUCAAUUAGUACGAUUUAUUCCUACUACUAUGGGUACUAUGACAUGAUACUUUUUUUUAUCUAAUGAUCACAUUACCGCUGAUAACCGCACGAAGAAAAUAUUAAUCAAAAGUAGAACUACGUCGAUUUGCAUAAAUUGUACUGGAUCUCCAGUCGCAGAAAUGUAUAAAUGAACAAUCGACUCAAAACUUGAUUUAUUAAGGAGACGACCGUCUUCUUACUUAUUUAGUACAAACGUUCGUUGUCGGAACUUAUUGCGUACAGUGCGUAGGUAAUAAUAAAUGAAAGCAUCGGAACCGAAAUAUGCUCAUAUACAUUGUUAAAACGAUCAUUGUCUUUACUUUUUUAUGCAUACAAAUGUAUAUAUAUUUCAUGUAAACAAAUUUCAUAUAAAUGAAAUCAAACAUUUGAGUA